GAUUGCAAAUCGAACAUAGUUCUACUCUACAAGUUGGGGAACAAUGGGUAGCAUAUGCAGAGCACUCGUGCUUCUCUGUCUUUCAUGUUUGAUGAUUCUUGCUUGUUCUGAGACUAACACUUUAGAGCAAGGCAAACAGCUCAGACAUGGCGAGCUGCUGAGAUCAUCUAAUGGUAUCUUCAGGUUAGGAUUCUUCCAGCUUUCCAGCUAUGCAGAUAAAUCUUUCUUAGGAAUAUGGUAUAAGGAUAGCGGAUGGUAUAAAAAUGAAGGCAACACCCCAAUAGUCCAAUUCCCAGUGUGGAUUGCAAAUCGAAACAACCCUAUCUUCAAUCGUUCUGGAAUUCUCUCAGUCAACCGCAAUGGAUGCCCGCAGAUUUUAUCUGGUGAGAAGGAGAUCAUUGCCUUAUGUUCAACUAGAGCUUCAAAGGCUCGUGCCACCCUACAGGUCGAUGGCAACUUUGUACUGCAGGAACUGAAUUCAGAUGGAUCUGUGAAGGGGAAUUUAUGGCAAAGUUUUGAUCAUCCAACGGACACUCUCCUACCGGGGAUGAAGCUAGGAUUUAACUUGAAAACUGGGUUCAAUUGGACUCUGACAUCGAGGAGAAGUUUCUUCUCACCAGCCUCAGGCUCUUUUACACUGGCAGUGGAUCCCAACGACACAAAACAGCUGGUCAUAUUGCGGCCAGAUGAUGUAUACUGGAGAAGUGGACCUUGGCAACGUAGCAGCUCUGGCUUUCCACACUUAAAGUCCUUGCAGGAUUCUGGCUACAACUUUAGCUUCACUCAAAAUGAAUAUGAAACAUACUUCAAUUUCACUACAAACCCAGCACUGGUCAUUUUCCCAAAACUAAGAAUAGAGUAUGAGGGCUCGGAUCGUGUGCUCGAGAUUUCUACUGAAGGAUUCAGUAGAAGUUUAGUUUCAUGUACUAGUCAUUACAGUUCCUCCAAUUGUCAUUCCGGAGUACUGAGACAGACUGAAGAAGGACUUUUGGUUUGGUGCAAUUACACCACUACGGCCGGAUGCAUAAAGCAAAAGCUUCCUGAAUGCAGGGAUACUAUGCUUGAUUACGAUUACAUCUCCUCGGACUACGGUUCGAUGUCCAGCCCUGGAUACAGAUUCAGCGAUAGUGAAAACCUGACUCUUGAAGAUUGUAAGGUCAAAUGCUUGCUAAACUGUUCGUGUUUUACCUUUGCUACCACGAAUGAUAAGGAUGAAACUGGUAGUGAAAUUUGGGUAUCGAGGGCAUUUUUCAGACAAACGUAUAAUGGUCGCAUGAUAUACAUGCUUCUUUCCAAAGGUAUGUUUGCUUCAUUGUCAAGGUUUACAAAGUUCUUAACCUACUGAUAAAAUUCCUUCUUGAUCAAUUGCAUUAAGAUAGAUGCUUAUAUGACAGUUGCAUAAAUAAGGAUUUAGUUUCCAUACCAUACAGGUUGUUAUUAUGUUUGUUUGUACACUUAUGUCUUUAAAUUCUACAAAGUAUAAACAGAAUAAUGAUGACAUUUUUCA
Rubroshorea leprosula is the source of this 1507-nucleotide messenger RNA. Lineage: Eukaryota; Viridiplantae; Streptophyta; Magnoliopsida; Malvales; Dipterocarpaceae. The record is from the annotation of a GenBank genome assembly.